Molecule: messenger RNA, 2076 nt
Organism: Diversispora eburnea
Lineage: Eukaryota; Fungi; Glomeromycota; Glomeromycetes; Diversisporales; Diversisporaceae
Source: the annotation of a GenBank genome assembly
GAAAUAAACAAAGAUAUCGAAUGGACAGACUUAAAAAGAUGGAGAUUAGAAGUUAAUAAUGGAAGGCAAACGUGGCACUACUUAGAGAAUGAAUCCGAAAUUAAGAAUUGGCCUCAAUCUACCAUUGAAAAGUAUUGGCUUGGCUUACCUUUUAAAUCAAGGAAAUUUAUUAAACCAGUUAAAGCUUCAGAAGCAGCCAAAAAUGGAUUUAAAUUCUUUAAACAACUUCAAACUGAAGAUGGUUUUUGGGCAGGAGAAUGUGGAGGGAUAAUGUUUUUAACCCCGGUGCUUAUAUUUUCAAUGUAUAUCACCCGAAUACCAAUUCCAGAAAGUUGGAGAAUAGAAAUGAUUAGAUAUUUAUUUAACCGAGCUCAUCCCGUUGAUGGAGGAUGGGGAAUACAUAUGGAACAGCAUUCAACAGUUUUCGGAACAACAAUGAAUUAUGUUGUACUACGGAUUUUGGGAGUGGAUGCAGGUCAUCCAAUUAUGGUUAAAGCUAGAUCAACUUUACAUGAAUUUGGAGGAGCUACUGGUAUCCCUUUUUGGGGAAAAUUCUGGUUAGCUAGCUUAAAUGUUUAUGAUUGGGAAGGAGUUAAUCCUAUUCCACCAGAAUUAUGGCUUCUUCCUCAAUUUUUACCAAUUCAUCCAUCUCAAUAUUGGGUUCAUACACGAUCCGUUUACCUCCCUAUGGGAUAUAUUUAUGGUCAUAGAUUUAGUGCCGAAGAAACACCGUUGAUUAUACAGUUGAGACAAGAAUUAUAUACACAACCUUAUGAAACAAUAAGUUGGGAUAGGGCACGGGAUAAUGUUACAGAUGUCGAUCUCUUUUUACUUCAUUCAAAACUUUUGAACCUUUGUAAUUUUUUUUUAAGGAUUUAUGAAAAGAUUCCAAAUUUCUUUGGCAUUCGCGAUAUUGCUCUUCAAGAAAGUUAUGAAUUAAUACAAUGUGAAGAUAUUAAUACGGAUUACCUUGACCUUGCUCUUAUAAGCAAAUCUAUUCACAUUCUCUGCACCUAUCAUGAAAAAGGUCCAGAUUCCAAGGAAUUCCAAUUAGCUAAAGAAAGAAUAAUUGAUCAUCUAUGGAUAAAUUCUGAAGGAAUGUUUGCAAAUCUUACUAAUGGCUGUCAAUUAUGGGACACUGCCCUUAUGUCUCUUGCUUUGAUGGAUACUGGAUUAGCAGAAGAUCCAGCAUUUCAUAAAUCAAUGACAGGAUCAUUAAAGCUUAUAGAUCGUUCUCAAUUUAAAAAGGAUCCUGAAAAUUAUUCAAGAUGUUACAGAGACAAAACUAAAGGAGGUUGGGGAUUUAGUACUCGUGAUCAAGGUUAUGUUGUAUCUGAUUGUACCUCUAUAGGAAUAAAUUACAUGCCGAAACUAAUAUCCAAAGAGCGUUUCUGUCAAGCUAUAGAUAUUUUAUUAAGCAUGCAAAAUAGAGACGGAGGAUUCUCAAGUUAUGAAAGUAUUCGUGGACCGUCAUUUUUAGAAUUGUUAAAUCCCUCCGAAGUAUUUGGAAAUGCUAUUAUGACUGAUCAUAGUUACCCCGAGUGUACAUCGUGUGUUUUAACAGCAUUCAGUACAUUCUCAAAGUAUUAUCCAGAUUAUCGUGCAGAAGAAAUCAAAAAAUCCUGUGAGAAAGCCAUACAAUAUAUUCAUGAUUCACAGCGUGCUGAUGGAAGUUGGUAUGGAUCAUGGGGUAUUUGCUUCACCUACGCUGCCAUGUUCACAAUUGAAUGUUUAGCAAAUUUUGGAGAGACUUAUGAAAAUAGUGAAAGCGUCAGGAAAGGAUGCAAAUUCUUAAUUACAAAACAAAAGAAAGAUGAAUAUGUUCAACACGAAAAAUCACAAGUUGUAAAUACUUCAUGGGCGCUACUUGCUUUAAUGUAUGCCAGAUAUCCAUAUGAGAAUGACAUCCGCCGUGGCGUGAUGCUUUUAAUGUCACGUCAAUUGUCAACUGGCGAAUGGAAACAAGAGGCGAUUGAAGGAGUUGCCAAUAAAACUUGUGCCAUGAGUUAUCCAAAUUAUAAAUUUAUUUUUGCAAUUUGGGCGUUAGGAAAAUAUGCGAAGAUCUAUAAUGAUCCU